Molecule: messenger RNA, 5843 nt
Organism: Macrosteles quadrilineatus (aster leafhopper)
Lineage: Eukaryota; Metazoa; Arthropoda; Insecta; Hemiptera; Cicadellidae
Product: mesoderm induction early response protein 3-like
Exons: 8
Coding region: 220-1158 (312 amino acids)
Biological process (GO): negative regulation of transcription by RNA polymerase II
Cellular component (GO): nucleoplasm
Molecular function (GO): histone deacetylase binding; transcription corepressor activity
Source: RefSeq, a predicted model, not a curated record
UUGUGUUUGUGUUUGUGUUGUGUUUAAAUUCUUAAUUCUUGUGUUUGUGAGUUGAUCUGUUGAUGUCAAAAAUCCAAACAAUCUUUCACAGAUUACAGACAAAAGAUUUAUGAUUUAAAUUUAGGUUGGCGUUUAUUUAAAUGGUACAUAAAAAAACUUAUCAUGCCCACUGAUAAGUAAUGGUUUUUAUCUAAUGUGAAUCUUUGGAAACGUUUAGAGAUGGAUCCAACCUUACCACCUGACGAGCAUGAAGCAGAUCCUUCUUUUUUGAUUAUGGAUGAAAGUGAUGAUGAAGAAACUAUCGCUCAAGAAGAGUCAUUGGAGCCGGAAAUUGAUCCUCAAGAAGAACUGCAUAUUUUAGCAAGUGAUUUAAAUGUGACCCUUGAAGAGCUUACAGCUCAAUCUGAUUCAACUCGUUCAAGACGCGCCCGUAAAAAGGUUAAUUACCAGGCUUUACUGCUGAAGGAACAAAUGAAAAAACUGCAAACUUUAGAAGCGGAACAAAAGGAAUCCACAUCCAAUGCAGAACAACAAGCUGGAUCAUCUAGGGAAACUUCAUCCAAACCCCCAACUGACUCCUCAACUGAAGACUCAGAAGAACUUAGUGUAUCAGAACUAACCAAGUUCUACAUGACCAACUCACUGAGCAAUGAAGAUGAAGACGCAGAUGCUGAUUUCAAACCACUGUUAAGACCCAAAUUUAACCGAGAAAUUCGUGUAGGCCCCUCAUAUCAAGCAGAGGUACCGGAGGGGCCGACCGCCACCAAUUUCGCUGAUGAAGAUUCAGAAGAAUACGACGAGGAACUACUGUGGAGACCUUCUCAAGAGCUUAGUGAACAGGAUGUAGAGGCUUACUUGGGUCGGAUCAAUGAAAUUGUACACCAAGCCAUGAGUCAAAGAGUUAAGAACAGAGACAACAAAAAGGCUUUGGAGAUUUUACUUCAGUGUAAUUACAACCAAGAAUUAGCACUUCAAAAAUUCAAGGAAACUCUUGAAGAAUACUUAAAUGGGGAAAAUAUUGAAAAUCACUUUAAUAACAGCAAAGGAGAUUCUACUAAAGAAGUUAAACGUACCAAGGAGUUAGAUGGAAAUGAAGAAAAUAACUCAGUUGUCCCUAAGAUGGCGAGAAAAGAAAAUGCCAAUCCAAGUGAAUCAUAAUAGUUUUAAACAUUAAAAAUGGUAAACCUUGUGGUAAUCAUAUAGAAUAUACUUGAUACUGCCACAAUCAGUUCAUUAGGAAGUCAGGAUAAACUAAACAUCUUGGAAAUUCAACUGCUAAAACAGUAAGUCUUGGUCUGAAACAGAGCUAUCUAAUCCACUCCCUCUUUCUUGCGGAAUUUUUAGCUUGCAAUAUGUAUACAAAGUGUGUCGCUAUACCCAAUUGAAGUUAUUAACUGGCAUAAAAUGUUAAGCAGAUUUCUAUUUUCCAGCAAAUUUUUGUAAAUGUAGGAAAAACAGCAUUAUGAAGUUUUAAUACACACUCUGUAUAACAACUGAAAAAUCUAUGUAUAAUUUGAUGUUUGAUGUUUCAGUCUAUCAUCAUGAAACUCAGUGGUGGCGAUAGCGGGCCCGCGAGCUAGGGAGGCCCUUGCAUGAGCCUUGACCGGGAUUUUUCAGUAAAUUUUACCGGGACACGGGCCCGCGAUUGUGCGACAGGCUCAGCCACACGGGUCCCCUAUUGUGUAACAAUAUUUAAGUAUAUGAGAAUUACCAUACGUUUUUUCAUGACGAAAUUUUGUUCAAACCACCAAGAGCACUAGGACAAGUAGCUUAUGACUGCUAAACUGUCACUAUUACUUGACCGAUCGAUAUAAACUCUCUACCAACCUAAGUAAAAGAAUUGUCAACAGUCGUGCAGGUUGCAUCAACUGUCGUCCUUGUGUUGCUUAGUCUAUGUCUAUGUCCUAGCCCCCGGCGGGUCACACCAGAGACGGCCCUCUAUGCUAAAUCAACCAAAUGAACUUGAAAAUUUUUUUAACUAGGGAUGGACGAGAUUGGAUUUUUAGUUCGAGACGAGACGAGAUUUUUUAUUUCUCAUAAAAUUUCGAGACGGGAUUUCCCUUCUCAUACACAACGGGAAAUGCACGUUCAAAAUGUUUACCUGAUUUUGUAACAUUGUUAGAUGACUGUUUAAAUACAAAAAUAAUGAUAAUAGGCAAGAAUAUUUACAAUCUUUUAUUAAAAAACAUCAGCAUAACAUUUUUUUAAUAUCACGCCUAACUUAUUAAAAAUGCCUACGAUUAGGAAACAUAGUGAUAUCAUUUAGGAUAGAGUUCAACUUAUCCUAAAAUAAAAUAAAUCAUAAAAUAAAAGCAAUAUUAAUUUUUAUAAAAUAGUUAGGUACUUGUUUUGACUUUUUAUAGUAAUAAAACAUUCCUCACACUGCUUACACUUAACAAAACUUCUAAAAUGUUAUUAAAGUAAUAUUAUUAAAAUAAUUAAAGUAAUAUUUACAUUUAAAGAAUUAAUUAAUAAGAACGCCUUCGCAAAGGAAACGCAACUACAACACGCUCCUGUAUUGCGGGUAUUGCAUUGACUUUCUGCAGGCGUUUUUAAUUUUUUUUUUUUUUUAUUCUCGUCUCGAUAAAAAUCUCGGCCAAAAAAAAAUCUCGUCUCGUGUAACGAGAUUUAAAAUUUCCCGAAAUUUCGAGACUUGACCAUCCCUAUUUUUAACGAUCAAAUCGGCAAAUUAACCUAGGUCGCAUAAUUAUAUUCUUCCAUUGAUGCUAAAGAAGGAUUUUCAUUUAAUUUAAUUUCUUACUAUUAGGAGGCUGCCCUUUAGAUUUGUUUACUUCGCACUUUAGAUUUGUUUACUUCGAGUCAGGUAAAAAAAUGUUACUUACCUAUAAGCCUUAGGCCAAAUCAGAUCGGUUCAAAAUCAGUUUGUUUUGAAAUGGUUGAUUUGUUAUAAUAUAAUGUCGAUUUUCCAGCCGAGCAGAGCCUGACCUACAAGCUUGGGAGAUCAAGAAAUAAACAAACUCAGAAAAUCAAGCUCGAACCGAUUUUCCGGCGAUUUUCUCAGUAGGCCUACUCAAUACAAUAAUGCUCAAUUAUAAAAGUAAAAGCUUUUAUGUCCGCAAGGAUCACUCACGCUCAUGAAAUUGAAAGAUUAGGCCAACGCUUUUGCCGCGAUCGUGGAUAUCGACGAGAACAUUUCCCCGCGGGUGACGAUGACGAUGUCUCCGCGACCGCAGGAGAUGUUCAAUAUUUUACCGCGAUUGCAGAAGACGAUAAAGACGUUUCAUUUUCAGCAAGAGAUAUAUCUAGGAUUCUGCCACGAUAUUAGGCCGUGAUAUUAGAUUGGGCCGUGAACGCGGGAGACGAUGAUAUUGCUAUCUGGUGAUGUCAUAGGUUUGGUUACAUUUGCAAUCACGGUAGACUAUGAUAAUGUUUCUCCCAUGACUACGGAAAGUAUUCACGAUUUUGACGCGAUCAUGGAAGACGAAGAUGACGCCUCGGGAGAUGCCUUGUCAAAUUUAUUGCAAAAAUGCAAGUAUAGGCGGUAAUACAUGUAAACAUGUUUUUAAAGAUUAUUGGGAGAGGGGUCCCGGCAAACAAACUUGCGGGGGGCCUGCGGGCUCUUAUCGCCGCCACUGAUGAAUCUGAGUUAUUAUCAACUAUGUGUUAUAUUGAGAUAAAUGGUAACUGUUGAUAAAUAUUUUGCUGAUGUUUAUUGGAAGCUUUAUUGAGUGUUAUAAAUUAUAUGUUUCCUUAUAUUCAAACAUACAAAUUAUAUAUUAAUGGAAGAAAUAAAAAUUAAUUGUAUUUUUUAAUGUUCUCAUAUGUUUAUUGAUGUUUGUAUGUUUACCUUAAUGCAAAUUGAGUGUAAGCAAAACCUGUUCAGAGAGUAGCAUCUAUUGUUGAAAAGACUGUGUUUUUUUCAUACUCGGCGUUGAUCUUAGUGUAAGCUUUAUUUUAUAGUGUACUUGUUCAUAAAGCUUGUAUUAAAAUGAACUCACUGGAAUCAUUCCUAGUGAGCAGGUUUGCUGUAAUGUUGUGUUUUUGUGACUUAAUGUAUUUAAGGCAAGACAUUUUAUGAUUUAAGUAUAAAAGUUACACGUUUUACCAAUCAAAACGUCCAUUCUUUGUGUUUUUUUUAUUUAAAGUAUCAGUUACCCCUUUUACCACGUGUUAUUGUUAGUGUCUUUAGUAAUAAAAUGUCUUGUCUUUAAUAUUUGAGAAUAUUAUAGGCCUUUUGGUAAGUUAGCAUUGUUAAAACUGGUUCAAAUAGUUGAACAAAAUCUGAUUUACACUUAAUUAAUAUUGAAAAAGCUCUCCAGUUAUUAAGGAAUGAAGUGUGACAUUAAGUUAGGGAGGAAUAAAAAUUAAGAGACCUUUGUAAUGAUGGGAGUCAAAAAAAGAGCCUUUGUAUUUACUACUGAUCUGUGCACUCAGCAACAUGCCUUAGAUCCUUAGACAGUUCCCUUACAAGACACGUUAAAAAUGCCAAAGGCAUACAAAAUUAAAUUCAAAAUAAAAAUAUUGAAAUAAUGCAGCAUAUCAGGUUCUAUUUGAUUACAUGAGUGAAAUUGAACAGAAACGCUUUUCUAAUAAUAAUAGGGUUAUACAAUUAUGAUUUUGUGAGAUGCCUUGGCAAUCUCAAUAUUAUUAGAACAGAAUAGUUCCUUUGCUGCGUAACUAAUACUGUAUUAAACACGAGAAUAAAUUACUGUCCAGCCGCCUCCGUGCUGUUUUGUUACACAAAUAUGAAAUAACUCAAAUGUUUGCUCACAGUUGCAGCUUUAUUCACAGUCAAAACAAUUCAAGUCAAAAAUUACUUAGUAAACUGGUAAACCAUGCUAAAAUUGUUUAACUCAAGCAGAUUACAUGUACAGAAAAAAAAUCUACAUCUGAUCGAGCCAGGCCCCCGCUAGAGUCCUGGGCUCUGGCCCCCCUGCCCCCACCCUCUAGCCUGCCCUGCUUUUGAGGACUUACUCUUUCCAUAUUGUUUUAACCCUCAAGAUUAGCUUUAAACAUUGGUGAAAGUUAUAUUAAUAUAGACUGCUGCUCUAAAAUCCUAUUUCCAAAAACAGGUUAUAUGAGUAAAAAAUACUAAAGCAUAAAGAGCAUAAUACAAAUGGUAAAAGUGCUACUUUGUGAUCACACUGUUUUGCUAACACUUAUUCACAUCAUUUUAUCUGUUAACAACGUGUACGUGUAUAAUGUUUGUAAGCUGUACUUAUGGUUUUAGGACCACCAUUUUUUAGACUGGGUGAUAUUUUUCAGAUUUGGAAAUGAAUUUGUUUAUAAAAUCAAUGAUAUAUUUAUGGUUUCAGGAAAAAAUGUAUUACUAUUUAUAGAUAAUAGGACAUCUAUUUUAUAGUACUCUGUGUUAUAAAUGUCAUAACUGUGCUCAUGUUUCGUAAGGGUAUAAAUUUACAGCCCAGAUGUAAUUUUUGACAGAAAUUCUUGGAAAUGGUGAGUUUGGUUAAAGAUAUCAAUGUUCUUUUAUUUGAAACCAAACUUACCCCUAGGGAUACACAAUUUUGUGUCAAACUCUAUAAUGCUUCAUAAUGUGCAGAUAUAUAUAUAUAUACAAACACAGUGCUCUAUUUGUAAAAAUUAGGUGCUGGAACUUGAACCUAUUUAUAUACCUAUAUGUGCCGACAUUUUUAUCAUUCCAAAAGAGAGGUACCGAAACUCCGUUCCGCCGCAAAUCUACAUUUUUUACAUCAUAUAAGUACUGACUGUAUUGAGACCCCCCCCCCCUUAAGAAAAUAUUCACUGGUUAAGACAAAUAAUUUAAAUAACAUUGCAAUAUUUCAACAUUGAUAUUGCAAUGAAUGAAGCCAACCAAAUUAAGACAAUCGUUUUCAAAUAAUAAAAUUGGUAAAUUAUUUUAG